CCGAAGUGAUGAUUUUGUUCGCGCACAGAACAUAUUUCUCCAGGUCAUCGUCGUCAUCUGCGCAUACUUUAGGGUCCAGGUAGGAAAAUAACGACGACGACCACCCACCCACCCCAAGAGAUGGGCCUCUUGCUUGAAAUUAGGCCUAUAUAAGCUCAGUGAGCCACUCCUAGUGUUCAGUAUUGCAUUGUCUUCGAUAGCCAGAAUAGCCAUGAAGGUGACAUUACUAUGUUUAUUCUUGGUGGUGCUCGCCAAUAUUGUCCUCUCAGCCGAGACAAGUGAAAACCUCGAGUCUGCUAUAUCUCGACCCAAGCGAAGUCCGUUCUUUUUCGGAGGUCUUCGGAACUUUUUUCGUCGGCAAC
This is a messenger RNA of Tigriopus californicus, 362 nucleotides long. RefSeq lists its product as uncharacterized. Lineage: Eukaryota; Metazoa; Arthropoda; Copepoda; Harpacticoida; Harpacticidae. The record is from RefSeq and is a predicted model, not a curated record.